Molecule: messenger RNA, 987 nt
Organism: Phytophthora sojae
Lineage: Eukaryota; Oomycota; Peronosporomycetes; Peronosporales; Peronosporaceae
Exons: 3
Coding region: 1-987 (328 amino acids)
Source: RefSeq, a predicted model, not a curated record
AUGCGGUCGAUCAACCAGCUACAGGAGCAGCUCCAGGGACUGAAAGCUCAAGAAAAAGAGCACCGUCGGUCCGCGUUGAUCCAAGACCUACGCACACAGCAACGCGAACAAGAGCUGCUUAUCGACGUACUCAAGCAAGCUCUGCAAGAAAAAGCACCAGAGUUUCAGGACUCGCGUGCACUUGUAAACGAUUUCGUUCUCAAGAAGGCGGUGGGGGCUCCAUUGAGGUUCCGCCCGAAAACGCGUGAAGAACUCGAGAAUGAGCUGCAAGCGCUCGGUCAAAAUUUCCAGCGGACGGUGGAGAAACUCAAGCAAGACAACCAGCGCAACGCCGCAGCAGCGAAGGAGGAGAAACCCAACGAGAGUGAAGAAGAAGAAGAGGAAGAUGAUGCGAAAGAGGAGAAGGACGCAGCCAAUUUAGCCAACAAUCGCGAUGCUGCUGCAGAAUGGUGGCAUCGUAGAUUUGAGGACCAGAUCGUGCGCAAGAAGCACAAGAUCGCGCUACUUCGAGAGCAACUGGAGCGCCAACAAGCAGAAAAUGUCGAGCUGGUCCAGGAAAAAGAGGAUCUUAAUGAGAAGUACCUACAACUCCAGGAAGAGGCUCAAUUUCUACGUGAUAUCAACAUGGAGGACGCUGGGGCCAAGGAUGAGGAGCGAUUGCAGCAACUCGAGCUCAUUCAAACUCUGCGUUCCCGAGAGCUGGAGCUCCAGGACGAACUGGAAACUCAACAGAAAAAAUGGUCCAGCGAUCGAGACACGAUGCAUCAGCGCUUGCGGCUACUCGAAAGGGAGAAGCUCCUCGCAGAGGAGGAAGGCGCUCGAAUGGGGGCAGAGCUGACGAAACUACAAAAGAAACACGAUGCAUCACUGCAGGAGGCGCGUGAGCUGAAGAUGGCAGUUCAAGAGGAGCAGGAUCAAAAACUGCUUCUGGCUAACCGAAUUGAGGUAGAAUUGCUUGUGUCUGAGGAGUCAAUUCACGUGAUUUAA